CCCUGCCGGCUGCCUCUUCCUAUUUGGUUGAUAACUAACUCACUCACAUUGUUCAUAUCGAAGCAUAUAUUGGCUCCUGAGCUUUCCCCAAUCAACGCCCAUGUACUCAAUACACCUACUCUGGCUGAUAGCCGUCGCGCUAUCAUCACCAGCAGUCGCACAGGGUAUCCUGACUAGUGUCAAUAGCCAAGACGGCAAUGGGGAAUCCGAAUCAUCUUCAACCACGCGAAACGUUUCUUCCAAAGGGAUGAUAAUCCUGUGUACGAUAGUAGCUGUGGUCGUGCUCGUUGGAAGUAUGUCCUGCGGUGGCGACGCGCCCAAACACAAGAGCAGGCCCGAGAAACGGAUGCUGACAAUUCUUUAUUCCGCAGUUCUGUUCACUGCUGCUUUUAUCACGGCGAAGAAAAGGCGUUUGAGGACACGCGAAACACUCCCUUUCACAGACCCUACCAACCGGCCUCUAGGUGUCAGAGCCCCGACAGGAAGAGGCCAAGCCAUAUUCAAAGGCCCGGAUCGCGCUCAAAUUCAGCCGGAUCUAGAGAAAAAUGCUGGAGUUGGUCAAGAUCGAUCACACGGAGACUCCGACACGAAGCAAAGGGGAUGGGGAUCUUACUUUUCUUUCGGGCGCACAUGAUUGCGAGGGGAUCAUUUCUGAAUAUCUCAUUUGAAUGAUGCAGUCACGAGCUCUAUCUGAUUAUCAGCUUGAUGCGAUGCUUCUAUUUUUGCAAUCGUUGCUCGCUAGCUGAUCUCUGUGAAAUUUCCAUUUCCUCAACGCUUUUCGUUUGCAUGCGUAUUUGGAGGUAUACCCCGCAUUUUACUGUCUUGGCUUUCAGUUUCCAGAAGUGAGCUAGUAACCGUGAAUCAAGGAAUAGCAAGAACAUUUGCGCCGAUAGUUACACAGCCUUGCUGUCGUACUCUGUAGGUGAGCGGCGAGAACCCCAGACGCGCCGCCCGCCAUCCCCCGCCGAAGGAAAGCCUUGCCCAAACUACGCCUAGUGGGGCGCCCGGGCCAAUCAACCCCGCC
Messenger RNA from Aspergillus ibericus CBS 121593, 1024 nucleotides. RefSeq lists its product as uncharacterized. The transcript has a single exon. The record is from RefSeq and is a predicted model, not a curated record. NCBI's taxonomy places the organism in Eukaryota, Fungi, Ascomycota, Eurotiomycetes, Eurotiales, Aspergillaceae. The coding region runs from base 101 to 634 and encodes 177 amino acids.